CUACGGCGGUCUCUAGCCAAGUUAGUUGACGAACAUUCGAGUGACGAGGGAUCACCCGACGCUGUCUCCGAGGGGGUAGAGGAAGUACUCGUGCCCUCGACUACAGGCACACCUCCUAAGCGUUCGGUCCAUAUCACUUUCCGCAGUUCGAUGCACCCGAAGGUUGAUCUCAAAGCCAGCCGGGCCUAAAUCGCGGCCGAAGCGGCCCGCCAAACGACCAGCUCCGUCACCACCUUUCCUUCAGGUACUCCAAGAACGAGUUUCCAUUAAGAAGAUAGACUCUUAUCCCGUUGGAAUUGUGCAGGUUCCUCCCAAAAGGGCCACCCCUUUAUCCUCAAUCGCCCCGGAAGCAGAAUCGCCUUCAUGGACAUCACUUGCUCAGGCUUUCCGCGCGGAGUUAGGCUCUGAAGCCGCCGCCAAGUAGACAAAGCGAUCUGUUUCCCCUCCGUCCUCUUUCCAGGUAAGCGUUAAAAGAUCAAUAUAUGUCUGACUCCGCGAAUUGUUCUAACUGAUGGAAGCAUGAAGGUUUCUCAUGAAGUUGCAACUCCGGAAGCGGCGACUGAAUCGGCCCGGACCCACUCCCUUGUCUCAGUCAAGCCUGAUAAUACCUGGAUGUCCGUUUCUCGGACCGCUCCUCUAGUCCCGGAAGUAGUUCCCGCCGACGUGGAGACAUAUUUCGCUCAAAGGCUUGUUACUGAUGCCUCUGCUCCUUCUAUCUUCGGGGAACUAGUUACGGAUCCCUUUGAUGCCUAUCAGUCUGCCCUACCGGAGAAUUCGUUCAUCCUAGACACCUUACAGGCAUUUGUCCUGACCACGGUUGCAUCCCUAUCGUCGGACCUGCAUCAUCACAGGAAACUGAAGGAUCUUGCAAACCGCUUAGGUGAGACCUCCGGGCACCUAAAGAUGUUGCAGGGUGUCCGCAAUAUGAAUGACAAUAAGCUUAAAGAGUUGGCGGCUCUAGAAGCAGAGAAGGCGACCUGCGCUCAGAGUUUUCUAGACGAGAAACAACGCACUGAGGAUGAGACGGCGUAUAUAGAGGGCCUUUGUGCUGAAGAAACAACUCUAUGGGCUUAAUUGAGCAGAAUUGAGGAGCGACUGAAGGAGAUCCCAUCGGAAUUGGCGAGGGUAGCUGCGAGUCUCGUCUCAAGGACUGCUCGGAUGAUAGAAAUGUACAAUCGUACGAGGGCUCUGGAUGAGCCUUUGUUGGGACUUCGCGGGCAAAAACUUGUCUUUGAGAAGAAUUUCCAGCGGGCUAAGAGAGGGUUCGAAGAACUGCGUUCGGCAUGGCCUAGCGUGAUGGCCUAGUGGAGUUCUUCGCACCCCGAGGCCCCCGGACCGGCCAACCUCCUCCACGAAUGUUGGUCCCUAUAGCUGGGGGAUCAUGCAUCGUAGAUGCGACGCCUGAACCGCCGGCUGAAGAUGCCUCUGCUGAUGGCGUUGGGCUCAUGGAUGUCCAUGUUAAUCAUGAUUAGGUCUGAGCGAUCCCCCCGUGGAUCAGUAGUUUGUCUUGCAUGUUGAUCGGUCCUUCGUGUAACUUGAAUUGAAUUGCCCUCUUCCCCUUUUUGUUUUUUUGUCUCUUUUGCACUGACCUGUAAGCGGCGGGGGGAACUAUUUCUGUAGAUGUUAACCCAACGCCGUAUCGGC
This is a messenger RNA of Andrographis paniculata, 1644 nucleotides long. RefSeq lists its product as uncharacterized. The transcript has 3 exons. Lineage: Eukaryota; Viridiplantae; Streptophyta; Magnoliopsida; Lamiales; Acanthaceae. Bases 520 to 1074 code for a protein of 184 amino acids. The record is from RefSeq and is a predicted model, not a curated record.